CCGCUUCAGAUUCACACUUCCAAAGUUCAAGCUUGCWAAUUGUUGACUUUAGCUCUGGGCACCACUGCUUUUAUGAAAAUGAGGAAUCUUCUUCCAGCGGUUUUACUUGGUCUUCUUGCCGUGAUCCACUCCWCACCUAUUGACUCUAUGACCCAGAUYCCUGCMAGGCCAGAGGAGGACGUUCUGGAAGAGGCCAUGACUGAUGGGUUCCUUGUUGAACAUUUUGCUGGCCCCUCAUUCACAACUGAGCCACCCAAAAUAAAUACAACAGUUCAGGCAUCCCAGCAGCCAUCUUUGGAAAUCUUACCAGAGGGCAGCGGUUUCUACCCUGCUUCUAUGACUGAAUCACAUGAAAUGACCACAACCAACGUGCARACAUUCUUUGCUGACGCAAGUGAGGGCAGUGGUUUCUUGGGGAYAACUACUUCACCAACAACCGAAACACCUGMAAUCACUAGAACUAUUUCUCCAUCUCCACAAGUGACCUUUGAAACCACAGUCGRAGRAAGUGGCUUCACAGAAUCCCCUACAACAGAAUCAUCCAAGCUAUCUACAUYRAUUCCACAGACAAGCACAGAUUUCCUAGCAGGUGAUAAUGAUGACAGUUCASUUUUCAGUUUAGGURCCACRACAACAUCUCCGAGUGUUUCAGCUGCAUUGACCCCUACCUCCACAAUGGAGUCUGUGCAAUCACCAUYCAUUGAAGAUUCUCARGGGCCACUACUCAGAAGCUUUAACAGAGGAUUGGGAWCAAAUCAAGAGGAGGUCUCUACCGAUGGAGUUUCAACAAAACAAGUUCAUCACCCCCAUGAAGAUGAAGGCAUUCACAAAGGACACAGCACACCUGAUUGGAUCAUCAUCCUUGCAUUUCUAGUUGCACUGGCUGCACUUAUAGCUCUUUGCGCUGCCAUUGCUACCAGAGACAAAUGGAAUGGUCCAGAGCAGAUAUCUGAGAAAAAAACGAAUGCUUCGAACCAGAAGAGGGAGCAGGAGAUGCAGACUUUCCUGCACAAAGAGGAACCCAAAGAGAAUGGAAUGGAAACUGAGUACACGGUUAUUCCACUGGACGAUCUUGCUGAUCAUCACUCAUAAGACUGAGUUUGAGAGACCGACCCUAUGCAGACUCACCUGUUAAUCAUAAGACUGUUUCUUAAAGGAUCUAAAAUUUGAACUGAGGAACAAAACCUGACUGUUAAUCAGAAUUAAUUCUGGGCUUUAUCUGGCAGUCAAAAUGAUGCUUUUCUUUUUUUUUUCUUUUUUAAUGAUGCCUUUCAAAAGCUUUAACGAGACCUGUACUUGAAAUGGUAAAAAAAAAAAAUGCCUGAGAUAUUUAUUGCCAUAAUCAUCUUUUUUUUAUUACUUGUAAAAUAGACAACCGUUUGAGUGGUGCACAAAUAUAUUUUAUUUCAUUUCAACAAGAAAAGAUUUUACAAUGUAUAUUAUUUUAUCCUCAUUUUUUACUUUCUUACAAUUUUUAUUUUUUAAAAUGUGUGUUUGUUUUAAUAUUAUCAGAGAGCCUUGAUAGUAAUCUUAUUGAAUAAUGUAUUGUGAGUUCUAACUUAUGUGAAACUGCUCUGCUGCUUUCCCAUCUUCAUUUUGCAAGCUGAGAGCGCUGAACAGGGCUCAGCCUGAUAACUCCGCUGCUCUUCCUUCUCCCACACAGCACUUCAAAGGUUGUGAAAUGCACUUGCCGAAUAUUCAUUGCAUCCCACGUCAAACAGGAAAUAAACACAACAGAAACACA
Messenger RNA from Poecilia reticulata (guppy), 1744 nucleotides. RefSeq lists its product as uncharacterized. Lineage: Eukaryota; Metazoa; Chordata; Actinopteri; Cyprinodontiformes; Poeciliidae. The record is from RefSeq and is a predicted model, not a curated record.